UUCCUCUACAUUUAAAAUAGACAUACAGUGCCCCCUUUUCCUUGGCAUCUUAACAUAUAUAUCACCUUAAACUCAUGCCAUCUUAUUAAGGAGGCCUCCGAUCCACCCCCUCUUCGCAAUCUCGAAAUGGGAAGGCCUCCGUGCUGUGACAAAGUCGGGAUCAAGAAAGGUCCGUGGACUCCCGAAGAAGAUAUAAUUUUGGUGUCCUAUAUUCAAGAACAUGGUCCCGGGAAUUGGAGAGCGGUACCUACUACUACCGGAUUGUUGAGGUGUAGCAAGAGCUGCAGGCUGCGAUGGACGAACUACUUAAGACCCGGGAUCAAGAGGGGCAAUUUUACCCCUCAUGAAGAAGGGAUGAUAAUCCAUCUACAAGCUUUACUAGGCAACAAAUGGGCCGCCAUAGCCACAUACCUGCCACAAAGGACAGACAACGACAUCAAGAACUACUGGAACACGCACUUGAAGAAGAAGCUCAAGAAGUUCCAAUCCGAUGCAAAUCAUCAGCUGGCGUCAAAGAGUUACAGCGGCGAAAGCAGCAAGCAUGAGUCAAGCCGCCUCAGGAUUGGGGAGAAUUCGUCGUUGUACGCUUCCAGCGCAGAGAACAUCUCGAGGCUUCUAGAAGGAUGGAUGCGGUCGUCGCCUCUCCAGCCUAACACAAGCCUAAACGGAACUAGCAAUCAUGAUAAUAAAUUAUAUUACGGCGAUUUCGGGAAAAUGAUCCCGAAUCACGAAAGCAGUGAAGUCCAGUGCUACAGGCCGCAGAAGAUCGAACACGGGAUGAUGCCCUGUGAUCAUGAUUUGGAAGGGAUGUUUGCGUUUGAUCAUUAUCAACAACAACAACGAUUGAACAGCAUGGCGGUGUCAUCUGAUUCUAGCCAGAAGGGGUCUGACAGCAGUGGAUUGAUUGAUCAGGAUAAGGUUUGCUUCAAGCACGACGACGAGAAGGCGAAUCCGCCGUUGUCGUUUCUUGAGAAAUGGUUGCUGGAUGAGAGUGCAGCUCAAGUUGAAGGAGCUAUGGAAUUGCCUCCAAUAUUUUAGUCAAAUUAUAUGUUUUAUUUCUUGAGUAUUAAUUAAUAUUAGCAGGGUAAUGGAAGUGUUAUGAGCAUCUGAAAUUAAUUAAUUUCAGAACUUAUCUUCUGCUAGGGUUCCAAAAAGUUGGAUCACUCUACUUCUUCCCCUUUUUUACUUAGAGUUUGAUUUUUUUAAGUUGUUUAACAAUAGUUACUUGAUUCUAUAAUUAGUCAUGGGUUGCUAAAUUUACUAGCAUACAUGUGCCGCUUAUUAUUAUGUACGUUGAUUGCAUAAUUACAUGACUAAUUAUUUGACUA
Messenger RNA from Salvia hispanica, 1328 nucleotides. RefSeq names its product transcription factor MYB60-like. NCBI's taxonomy places the organism in Eukaryota, Viridiplantae, Streptophyta, Magnoliopsida, Lamiales, Lamiaceae. Gene Ontology annotation, biological process: response to auxin. The record is from RefSeq and is a predicted model, not a curated record.